AUGGCUGUCACCAAGAUUUAUAUAGUGUACUAUUCGUUGCACGGCCACGUCGAGACAAUGGCACGAGAGGUUCUCCGAGGAGCAAACGCCGUCCCAGACGUGGAAGCAACACUGUGGCAAAUACCGGAGACAUUACAUGAGAAGAUACUUGAGAAAGUGAAGGCCGCUCCGAGACCGGACGAUGUGCCGGAGAUUCGUGGGGAGCAACUGGCGGAAGCCGACGGAUUCAUGUUCGGGUUUCCUUCGAGGUUCGGGGUGAUGGCAUCGCAGUUCAUGACCUUCUUCGACAACACAAACGAUCUCUGGACCUCACAGGCUCUUGCCGGGAAACCAGCCGGAAUCUUCUGGAGCACGGGUUUUCACGGUGGAGGCCAAGAACUCGCUGCAUUGACGGCAGUGACAAAACUGGCUCAUCACGGGAUGAUAUUUGUACCCUUAGGGUACACAUUUGGUAAAGGCAUGUAUGAGAUGGGAGAGGUUAAAGGUGGUUCGCCGUACGGCUCAGGGACUUAUGCAGCUGAUGGGUCACGCGAGCCAACGGAACUUGAGAUCCAGCAAGCAAAUUACCAUGGCAAGUACUUUGCAGGAAUAGCCAAGAAACUCAAGAAGCGUUCUCCUGCCUAG
Messenger RNA from Thlaspi arvense, 624 nucleotides. Lineage: Eukaryota; Viridiplantae; Streptophyta; Magnoliopsida; Brassicales; Brassicaceae. The record is from the annotation of a GenBank genome assembly.